AUGCCUACUAUCGCUGCUACGCUGAGUUUUCCAGGACCUGAUAAAGUCAUUGAUUUUGAUGAUGCUACCUUUUUGAUGAAAAUUGAAACCCUACCUCAACCAAAUCAUGCUCGUGUUUUUUUCCUAGAUGACGAUCCUUUAGAAGAAUGUGAAAAGGUUCCUAAAGGAAUUAUUUGCAAUGAUAUUACAAAUAAUAUUUCUAAUCCUCCUAUGCCUGGAACUCAACCUGAGUAUUUUGUGGUAAACCUUCCUAACAAAUAUGAAUUCCUUUACGACGGAAAAAAAAUAUGCACUCUAGUUCCGGAGAUGAAGCGAUAUACAAUUCAUAAUCAUAAUAAGACAGAGAAUGUUAAAAAAUAUGAAAAACAUAAACGUCUAAAUAAAGCCGCGGAAACACUUUUAAGAGAGAUGAAACGUAAAAAUCGUCAAAUUACACUUGAUAACCUAGAGUUUUUGGCACAAGGUCUUUACGCAUUUCAAUCUAAAUCCCAAGCUAACUUUUGUGAUUACAUUGCGUAG
Molecule: messenger RNA, 519 nt
Organism: Scutellospora calospora
Lineage: Eukaryota; Fungi; Glomeromycota; Glomeromycetes; Diversisporales; Gigasporaceae
Source: the annotation of a GenBank genome assembly